This is a messenger RNA of Drosophila sechellia, 361 nucleotides long. RefSeq names its product vasotab. The transcript is spliced from 2 exons. Gene Ontology annotation, molecular function: protein binding. Lineage: Eukaryota; Metazoa; Arthropoda; Insecta; Diptera; Drosophilidae. The record is from RefSeq and is a predicted model, not a curated record. The coding region runs from base 16 to 306 and encodes 96 amino acids.
CUUAUUGUGUACAACAUGAAGUUUGUGACUGCUCUGUUGGUCAUAUCCUUGGGGAUCCUGGUCUUGGCUGAGGCCGAUCCAGGUGUGGAAAGGUGUCCUGGGGUUUGCACAAGGGAAUAUAGACCAGUGUGCGCCGAAUGGCGUAGGGGUAUAAUACGUCCCAUAGUCAGUCGAUGCACCUUCUCCACUAAAUGUGUUCUUAAUAACCACAGAUGCAGAACGAAUCAAAAUUGGGUAAUCGUCGAUGAGAGACGUAAUUGCAGGCGUGAAACUCCGGAUUGCGAUGAGCUACGAAAAUCGACCUAGAAAUAAAAUCUCUUAAUGAUAUCUGUGCUUACAAUAAAGCUGCAUAUUUUGCUCA